Molecule: messenger RNA, 750 nt
Organism: Aspergillus pseudonomiae
Lineage: Eukaryota; Fungi; Ascomycota; Eurotiomycetes; Eurotiales; Aspergillaceae
Product: S-adenosyl-L-methionine-dependent methyltransferase
Exons: 1
Coding region: 1-750 (249 amino acids)
Source: RefSeq, a predicted model, not a curated record
AUGACUCUCCGUCUAGUAAAACUAUCAGACAAAUUCUCCUGCUACACUAGAGGAGAGAACGAAGCAAGGUUCAUAUACCACGAGAUAUUCGAAGCCCACGGGUACGACAGAGUCGAGCUGCCCAAGGCGCCAAUUAUCGUUGACGUGGGAGCCAAUAUCGGGCUUUUCUCUCUGUACAUGAAGGAGAAGUAUCCACUUUCCAAGAUCAUCGCGUUCGAGCCGGCACCGGAAAACUUCGAGGCGUUGAACCGGAACCUGGCCUUCCAUAUGGUCUCCACCGUGGUGGCGUAUCCAUACGCGCUGGGCACACAGGCCUGUUCGGCGUCAUUCACAUACUUUCCGAACAUGCCUGGGAACUCUACUAUGAAUAUCGAAGAGAAGGAAUGUCAGAUCCGGCUCUUCAGGGAGAACUACGAUGAGGCCUUCGGAGACGAUAUGUUCAAGGAUGCUAAGCAGAUCACGGUUCCGGUUAACCGACUUUCAUAUUUCCUGGAUCGGUACCAUAGCAACGUUGAGGCGAUUGACCUUCUCAAAAUUGAUGUCGAGGGAACGGAGUUGGAGGUACUAGGUGGGAUUGACGACGCGGAUUGGAGCAAAGUGCGAAAUAUCGUGAUGGAAGUGAGUGAUCUGAAGGGGAGUCUCGACAAGGUGAAACAGUUGCUGGAAACUAAAGGAUUCACGGUUAGCUAUGUGGCCACGCAAGGGAUUCCAGAGAUGUUUAAGCUGUUCAUUGUUACAGCGUCCCGUUGA